This is a messenger RNA of Saccostrea echinata, 1281 nucleotides long. RefSeq names its product eukaryotic translation initiation factor 4E type 2-like. The transcript has 7 exons. The coding region runs from base 87 to 791 and encodes 234 amino acids. The record is from RefSeq and is a predicted model, not a curated record. Gene Ontology annotation, cellular component: cytoplasm; eukaryotic translation initiation factor 4F complex. Gene Ontology annotation, molecular function: RNA 7-methylguanosine cap binding; translation initiation factor activity. Gene Ontology annotation, biological process: translational initiation. NCBI's taxonomy places the organism in Eukaryota, Metazoa, Mollusca, Bivalvia, Ostreida, Ostreidae.
GCGAAGCCUUAUUGUGCUUGUGACGUCAGAUUUCCGAAUUGCCUGACUGUUUACACUCGUACAGACACGUGUAAUAUUGUGUAAAAAUGCCACAAAAAAUCAAAUCUUUUGACGUUUUACGUUCUACGGCUGAGGAUAAUGAAAAUGGUUUAAAAACAGAAGACAGUGGAGAGGAGGACAAUGAUCAGAGGAAUGAAGCAGAGGACCCUCCUAGACCCUCUCCUAAGCCUGGCCCUGGGGAGCACCCUCUACAGUUUAACUACUCCCUGUGGUUUUCCAGGAAAGCCCCAGGAAAACACUCUACAGCAACUAGUUAUGACCAAAAUCUCAAACUUGUGGGAACAUUUGCAUCGGUGGAGCAGUUCUGGAAGUAUUAUGCUCACAUAGUGCGGCCUAGUGAUUUAACAGGGCAUAGUGAUUAUCAUUUGUUUAAGGAAGGAAUUCGUCCAAUGUGGGAGGAUUCAGCAAAUAACAAAGGAGGUAAAUGGAUUGUUCGACUUAAGAAAGGCCUGGCCUCACGGUGUUGGGAGAAUUUAAUACUAGCCAUGCUGGGAGAACAGUUUAUGGUAGGAGAGGAAAUAUGUGGAGCGGUCAUCUCAAUACGAUAUCAGGAGGACAUUUUGUCCCUGUGGAACAGAACAGCCAGCGAUCAACAGACCACGUCCAGAAUUAGGGACACACUAAAACGUGUUCUCAACCUUCCACCCAAUACAAUCAUGGAGUACAAGACGCACAAUGAUAGCAUCAAGGACAAUUCAAGCUUCAGAAACACAGAUAUUUUUAUGAGGUGACAAUAGAACAAGCUAUUAUACCAGUAGAAACUGUUACAGAGAGACAAGGUUCACAAAAUGUUACUGUGCUCUGUGUUUGGAAAAAAGUCAACAUUUUUCUGUUAUCAUGUUUAUAGUACAGAGGCACAAGGGCAAGAAAAUUAUAAAACGUUUCAGUCCCCACUUUUACAUGGCAAAAUGGGCAAGAAAGUUAAAAUGGAUUAAGUUCCUACCAAGUGUUUUCGUACAUCAAACAAGUAUUUGUGAGAAGCACUGUGGUACAUGUGGCUCAUGAUGUUCAGGAUUGAAAUUGUUUUUCAGUUUGCUAUUAAAAGAAAUAGGAACAAGUCAGAUUAGAAUUAAAUUGAUAAAAAAAUGUUCUUUUAAUGUCAUGUAUAUACAGAAGGUACAAAGUUUGUAUAAAGACCUUGUUAAGCAUUUUAACAAAAAGUUUUGAUGCAAUGUGUUUGUGUAAACAAAUGUUGUUUUAAAUAAAAAAUAUCAAAAUCCA